AUGGGAAAGCAUAAACAUAGUAAAGAUAAAUUAUAUAUUUUGCAGUCAGAAUAUAGAAGAGAUGCUGUAAAAAAGAAACAAUUAAAGUCUCAAAACUCAACUUAUUUACCUUUUAAUUAUUGUCGUAUAAGUUUAACACCUUUUGUUGAACCAUAUUGUGAUGAAAAUGGAAGAUUAUAUGACAAAAAAAGUGUAUUAGAAGAAAUGAGAAAAGAAAAAAACAAUGAAAAAGUAGAAUACUCAAUUGAUAUAAAGAAUUUAAUAAAAGCAAAUUUUUACAAACACAAUAAUGAAUAUAUAUGUCCUAUAACAAGAAAGUAUUUUAAUCAGCAUACAAAAAUUAUUUUAAAUAAAAAAACAGGUAAUGUUUAUUCAUCAGAAAUAUUUAAAUUAUUCAAAAGUAAAAAUGAAAUGUUUGAUCCCCUUACCCAUGAAUGUAUGAAGAAAUCAGAUUUGAUAGUAUUACAAGACCCUUUGAAUAAAAACAAGGCAAAUGAAUUAAAUAAAAACUAUUUACAAAAAAAAAAAAAUACAUAUCAGUCAAUUCGGGAAAAUGGUGCAAUUAUGAGCAUAUUAGAAGAAGUUAAAAGUAAAAAAAAAGAAAAAGAAAACGACUUGAGGUACAAAAAUGAAAGUGAAAAUAUUAAAAUAGAAGAAGCUAAAGAAAAUAUUCCAAUUCGUAAUAAAGAGAAAAUAGAAAAUGAAAUGCAAUUAAAAAAAAAGGAAGAGGAUAUCUCCCUAUAUGAUAACGAUAGUAGUGAAAAUGAAAUAAAAAUAAAAUGUAAAAAUUAUAGUGAUAAUAAAUUAGCACAAUGUGUAACGUCAACUAUUUCUAAUAUAACAUACAAAAAUGAUUUUAUUUAUCUUUCUGAAAGUCAAGUUUAUAAUAUAAUUUAUGAGAAAGUUCAUAAAAAUAAAAAAAAUAGUUAUGUAAGAUUGAUAACUGAUAUAGGUAUGAUAAAUAUAGAGUUAUAUGCAUCUAUUUAUCCAAAAUUAUGCCAUAAUUUUUUAUUUCUUUGUGAAUAUAAAUAUUACAGUAAUACAGAUAUUUUUAAAAAAGAUGAAGAUAUUGUUUACUUUGGAUCAAGUAAAAAUAAUUUUCAUUGUGCAGCAUCAGGAUUUUACUGGAAAAAAAAACUAAAAAAAAAUAAUUUAAGGAAUAAAUUAAAUGAAGAAAUAAAUAUUCAAAGGCUUAAAGAAGCAUUAAUGAGUAUAAAUAGUGAUAAUGAUAGUGAUGUAGACAUUAAGUACAUAAAAUACAAUGACAAUAAGCACAUUGGAGAAAAUAAUUGUUUUGGUAAUAUUUAUUUCUUUAAAUAUUAUAACCAAAAAUAUUCAAAUAUGUUUUACAUAAGUUUAACUGAAAAUUAUGUAACUAAUGACAUAUGCAUAGGAAAAGUUGUAGGAGGAAAUGAGACAUUAAUCAAAUUAAAAAAUUUAAAUCCAGUAACCAACAAUGAUACACAUUAUACUCUAAAUGAAACCAUUAUUUAUACUAACCCAUUUAAAGAGGUUGUAAAAGAAAUGAAAGAAAAAAUUAAAAAUGAAGAAAAACAAGUAAAUGCAAAGGAAAAUAUAGGAAGUUUCAUAGAUGAUGAAAAUUUUGCAGAAAAUAAAAAUGACAAUAUAGGAAAAUACAUAAAAUGGAAUGAUAUAAAAAUAAAUAAUAAUUUAACUAACGAUGAAAAAUUAAAUAAAACGAAAUUAAAUAUAUUAAAAAAAGAAACGAACCCAAAAUUAAGAAAGAUGGAUUUUUCAUUUUGGUGA
Plasmodium relictum is the source of this 1767-nucleotide messenger RNA. Its product is annotated as peptidyl-prolyl cis-trans isomerase, putative. Gene Ontology annotation, molecular function: ubiquitin protein ligase activity; peptidyl-prolyl cis-trans isomerase activity. Gene Ontology annotation, cellular component: nucleus. The record is from RefSeq and is a predicted model, not a curated record. The transcript is spliced from 4 exons. Gene Ontology annotation, biological process: protein peptidyl-prolyl isomerization. Lineage: Eukaryota; Apicomplexa; Aconoidasida; Haemosporida; Plasmodiidae. The coding region runs from base 1 to 1767 and encodes 588 amino acids.